Messenger RNA from Rhipicephalus microplus (southern cattle tick), 1872 nucleotides. RefSeq lists its product as uncharacterized. Gene Ontology annotation, biological process: activation of innate immune response. Lineage: Eukaryota; Metazoa; Arthropoda; Arachnida; Ixodida; Ixodidae. Gene Ontology annotation, molecular function: double-stranded DNA binding; zinc ion binding; RNA binding. The record is from RefSeq and is a predicted model, not a curated record.
GUACGGACGUGGCGGCAUGAGCUCCGGCGAUAUCGGAGCGGCAUCAACGGCCCAGCUCGGUCGUGGUACCAGGAACAUGGACGAAUCGUCACAGGAUUAUCAGAUUAUUUUGCCCCGACUGCCAUCAAACGAUUCAACGCUGCAUACUGUCUUUUUGCACGCCGAUAUCAAGGCGCGGCCGUAUCGCGUUGAGGAUUUCAGGGACGCUCUUAUUCGUUUGGCUUUGCUUCCCGAGGUUGCUGCCUUGGGGGCGUACCAAAUGAAUCAUGUUUGGGCCAUCACUUUCAAGGACGAGGAGGGCAAGAAGAGAAUACUCGCUGCUGGGGACAUUGUGGUGAAGAACCAGCGCUGUAUCACUAUCGACCCUAACCACCAGGAUACGAAGCUGAAGAUACACUGGCUAUUGUUUAACGUUCCUGACGACGAGGUGAGGGCAGCGUUGGCUCCUUAUGGCAAGGUGAACGAAAUAGUGCGAGAGCGCUGGCGCGUGUAUGGAUGCACGGACAAAGGCUCUUCGACGCGAGUGGUGAGCAUCAGGCUUAAAGCUGGCCUCACGGUGGAUGACCUCCCACAUCAGUUGCGGAUUGCCGGAGACCUCACGCUAGUUGUCGUCGCGGGAAGAGCACCGCUAUGCCUGCGUUGCCGCGGAACAGGUCAUAUUAGGAGGGAUUGCCGAGCCCCACGUUGUACAGUGUGUCGGCGUUUUGGGCAUAAUGAGAGCGGCUGUAUGAGAACAUAUGCAAGUGUAGCAGGGCCCGCGGGGGGCGAAGAACUUUCCGAGCAUCACAUGGACGAGGCUGAAGCAGAAGAGCUGAUAGGGGCGCGUCGGGAGGAACCGAAACCCAAGUUGACGCCCCUUACGCCACGCCCCACAGGUGCUGAGACGACGCUUAACAAAGACAAGGGUUCUACAAAAGACGUGCAAUCCACGAGGAACACACAAGAUAUAACGGCGCUUGCAGCACAGGAAGAAAUGUCGGAAAACAUGGACACGUCAAAUACAUGUAAAAGGCCCAGGGAAGACGCGGAAGGCGAGAAGGCUGCUACAAUGAAAGAAGUGGAACAACCACCGGCCAAGGCGAUGAACGUGCGCCGUAGACCGGCACCUAACAUCCUCAGCGAACGUCGAAUAGCCGAGAACCUCCCACCAACCCAGGUGCAACAGACACAACCGCCGCAGCAGCAACCAGUGCCGAAUCAGCAGACAUUGCAUCAGCGACUGACAGAUCAUCAACAGAAGGGGCCUUCAGCGGGGCCCCCUUCAGAUCAAAAGCCCCCGUAAGGUGGGGGUCUGGAUUAAGUGACACAAGUAUUGACCCGGCGGAAGCACCAACAAAUGGAGCGCAGUGGUGAAGUGUGCAUAAUGUGCUGCGUGAAACGUGCGCGGCGCUCUACUUUUGUGAUCAAAAGAAAGGGGACCUAUCAGACCAUAUCGAACCUUGGACCUGAUGGUGAUAAAGGAGCAUCAGAGGUGAGAACCAUGUGGCCGGGACGGCCAUUCACGUCCUAAUGGCUAUGAGCGUCGAAGCAGAAUUGAGAGUUGCGACACUCAAUGUCAGGGGACUUGCCGCUCGACGAAGGCAGUAUCAAUUAAGUCGUUUGAUGCUUGAACGUGAUCUCGAUGUUAUUGCCAUUCAGGAAACAAAAGUUGAAGGGCAAGAUCAGACUGACCGAAUGGUGUCCCCUUUUAGAGCCCGGUAUGAUGUGUGUGUGUCUCAUGCCGUUGGAAUGUCGGCGGGUUGUGCACUGUUCCUUAAAAAUUCUAUUGGUAUAGUUGAGGAGACUGUAACUGUGUCUAGUACUGGGAGAUUCAUAGUUUGCGAUUUUACAUAUAAUAAUAAAAAAUGGCGAGUUGUCUGUGUUUACGCACCG